AUGAAAACGAUUUUCUUAUUUUGCCUUUUGUUUGAUUUAACUGAAAAAAUAUAUGGAGUAUCAUUGUCCGACUUUUAUCCAUUUGGAAAUAGAACUGGUGACAAAAGGGCUCCAACAAACGAUGAUGGAUCAACUCAACCAAUACCGAUCAGCAGCUACUUUCCGAUUUUUAAUCAUCAACAUGACUCCUUAAUUGUUAACACAAAUGGAGUCAUUUCCUUUCUGGGAACAAUGCGCACGUUUACUCCUAGCGCAUUUCCACUAGCUAGUGAACGUAGAAUAAUAGCACCGUACUGGGCUGACAUAGACACAAACAAUGGUGGCGAUGUUUGGUAUCGCGAAUCAACAAAUCUUACAUUGUUGGGAGAGGCGUCGGAAGAAAUACAUGAGAUUUUUCCAGAACAAUUUAAUUUUCAUGCAUCGUGGAUGUUCAUCGCAACAUGGGACAAUGUAGCAUUUUUUGGAGCUGAUAGAUGUACAUUUCAAUGUGUGUUGGUUACAAAUGGACGGCAUUCUUUCACCAUAUUUCUGUAUAACAAGAUUGAAUGGACAACAGGUACUGCCAGUAAUGGUGACAGUACAAGUGGAUUAGGUGGAAUUCCGGCACAGGUUGGAUUUGAUGCGGGUGAUGGUUUAAACUACUAUGCAAUAGAUGCAUCAAGGACAUCAAAUAUAAUAAACGUAACACAGAUGUCUAACAUCGAUUUUCCAGGGAAAUUAAUUUUUCGUGUAGACAGUACUUCAAUUAAAAAAGGUGGAUGUAAUGUAGAAGGUACACUCACAAUAACGCCAAGAGAAGCAACCAUGCUUGGAGGAACAAAGCUUAUUAUAUCUGGGCCCUGUCUCAACCUUACCAAAGCAAUAAGUCUAUUGAUGUCAGAUGGAACGGAUGUACCUUGUCAAAAGUUCAAUCAGUUCAGUGUGUCCUGUAUUUCUCCACCAGUAUACAGGACAGGCAAGGAAAUUGUUGUAUUGCGUCUUACACAGGCUAGUAGCAAUCAGACAUUGCAUCCAUAUUAUUGGUCUGAUAUGUUUACAGUAAAUGUAGACUUUGACCAUAGCCAGGCAAUAUGUGACAAAAUGUUAAACGAGGAUGAAAACCUUCCACCUAUAGAUACAGAUGAUGUACAACCAUGCCCAUGUACUCUAAAUGUUGCCAGUUUAGAUACAACUCGGUUUAGUGUAGAUCACUUCUGCCACAAACAAGAAGGAUCUGCAUACCAAUGUGCAAACCAACCAUUUGCUCAAAUCUGCUUUAGGCAAAACGUUGCAUCAUCACGUGGAUACGACCAUCAAUGUUGUUAUGACGAAAUAGGCGUUUUAAUGAAUCCAAAUGGAUAUUAUGGAAGUGGAUAUGUAAACAGAUACCAUUACCAUGGUGACGGGACAGAAAAUAUUCCAUACUUUUCCAACUUCAUGUAUGACACAAUACCAUACAAACACUGUUGCAUCUAUACAUCUGAGGACUCGGAGGAGGUUGAUUCAAACUUUGGUAACUGUGCUUCAUUUUAUACCAGACGGCCACCUAACUCAUGCUUAAACUAUGUUCCACCAAGACCAGCUCGAGUGUCAGGUGAUCCACAUUUUGUGACAUUUGAUGGUCAUGCUUAUACAUUCAAUCCUGCUGGAGAAUUUGGAGCGCUUUCUAAUGGUAACUUGUCAUUACAAUUACGAAUGGAACAGAUUGGAAGUUCUCAAGCUAGUUCUGUCACAUCAUUCGUUGCACGACCAUAUCCAGGAGCAGACACAAUUGAGGUUCAAACUAAUCAAAUACGUGGUAUUGAUGUUCUUGUGAACGGUACAGUAUUGGAUCUGGAUUCGUCUAUCAGCAAGGUCAAUUCGGUUGAAGGAACAAAUAUUGAGAAGAUUUCUGAUGACCCACCUACAGUAGUAACAACUUUUUACACAGAAGGGCUCUCCAUUAGAUCUUCCAGUCAACACAAUGUUUUAAAUUUAGUGAUUUUAACAUCCCCUGAGAGGCAAACAGGUAAUCUUACUGGUUUGUUUGGAGAUAAUGAUGGUAUCAAGGACAAUGACCUUGUUUCUAAACAAAAUGUUGUGAUUGAAGGAAAUGCAUCAGCAUCUGAUAUCCACCAUACAUUUGGAUCAUCAUGGAGAAUAGAGGAAAGUGAAUCUCUAUUCACGUACGAAGGAGGGAAGACCUUUUCUUCAUAUCAAAAUGAAAACUUCACCCCACUCUUUGUUAUACCUGAGGAUGUUCCGACAUACGUAACAGAUUUGUGUGGAUCCAAGACUGAAUGUAUCUACGAUACUUUGGUAACAAACAAUACAGACUUUGGUCAGAUGUCAGCAGAUUCGACAGAUCAGUUUGACUAUGUGAAAGAUAUCACUGUUCAAAGUGAGUAA
This is a messenger RNA of Mytilus trossulus (common blue mussel), 2367 nucleotides long. RefSeq names its product sushi domain-containing protein 2-like. Bases 1 to 2367 code for a protein of 788 amino acids. The transcript is spliced from 12 exons. Lineage: Eukaryota; Metazoa; Mollusca; Bivalvia; Mytilida; Mytilidae. The record is from RefSeq and is a predicted model, not a curated record. Gene Ontology annotation, biological process: cell-matrix adhesion.